GUUUAGCAUUGGCAACACUCGUGGCAAACAGAGGAAUGGACGUGAACGGCCUGGCAGGAGCUGCGAGGACACACACCCAGGCUGUGACCAGGAACUACAUCUCUCAACCGAGGCUGACCUAUUCCACCGUGUCUGGAGUGAACGGACCUCUGGUGAUCCUGGACAACGUGAAGUUCCCCAGGUAUGCUGAGAUUGUUCACCUGACGCUGCCGGAUGGCACCAAGAGGAGCGGGCAGGUCCUGGAGGUGAUUGGCACCAAGGCAGUUGUGCAGGUGUUCGAGGGAACGUCAGGAAUUGACGCCAAAAAGACGGCCUGCGAGUUCACCGGUGACAUCCUGCGCACGCCGGUGUCCGAGGACAUGCUGGGCCGAGUGUUUAAUGGCUCCGGCAAACCCAUCGACCGUGGCCCGAAUGUCCUGGCUGAAGACUACCUGGACAUCAUGGGUCAGCCAAUUAACCCUCAGUGCCGCAUCUACCCUGAGGAAAUGAUCCAGACCGGCAUCUCCGCUAUCGAUGGCAUGAACAGCAUUGCCAGAGGACAGAAGAUUCCCAUUUUCUCUGCUGCUGGACUGCCCCACAAUGAGAUCGCCGCUCAGAUCUGUCGCCAGGCCGGCCUCGUGCAGAAGUCCAAGGACGUGAUGGACUACAGCGCAGAAAACUUUGCCAUCGUGUUUGCAGCCAUGGGGGUCAACAUGGAAACUGCUCGCUUCUUCAAGUCUGACUUUGAGGAAAAUGGUUCCAUGGACAACGUCUGCCUUUUCCUCAACCUGGCCAAUGACCCCACCAUUGAGCGUAUCAUUACACCCCGUCUGGCGCUGACCACUGCAGAGUACUUGGCGUACCAGUGUGAGAAGCACGUCCUGGUCAUCCUCACCGACAUGAGCUCCUACGCUGAAGCUCUGAGAGAGGUCUCUGCUGCCCGGGAGGAGGUGCCCGGCCGGCGAGGCUUUCCUGGUUACAUGUACACUGAUCUGGCCACGAUCUAUGAGCGCGCCGGACGAGUGGAGGGCAGGAACGGCUCCAUCACCCAAAUCCCCAUCCUUACAAUGCCCAAUGAUGACAUCACUCAUCCCAUUCCUGAUCUGACUGGAUACAUCACAGAGGGCCAAGUCUAUGUUGACAGGCAGCUGCACAACAGACAGAUCUACCCUCCAAUCAAUGUGCUGCCUUCACUGUCACGUCUGAUGAAGUCUGCCAUCGGUGAGGGGAUGACCAGGAAGGACCACGCUGACGUGUCCAACCAGCUGUAUGCCUGCUACGCCAUCGGUAAAGACGUGCAGGCCAUGAAGGCAGUGGUGGGAGAAGAGGCGCUUACCUCGGAUGACCUGCUUUACCUGGAGUUCCUGCAGAAGUUUGAGAAGAACUUCAUCGCUCAGGGCCCGUAUGACAACAGGACGGUGUACGAAACGCUGGACAUCGGCUGGCAGCUGCUGCGAAUCUUCCCCAAGGAGAUGCUGAAGAGGAUUCCUCAGAGCACGCUGGCUGAGUUCUACCCCAGGGAGUCCGCCGCCCGCCACUGAGCCCCACUCAGGGAUGCUCUGGUUCA
Molecule: messenger RNA, 1546 nt
Organism: Oryzias latipes (Japanese medaka)
Lineage: Eukaryota; Metazoa; Chordata; Actinopteri; Beloniformes; Adrianichthyidae
Gene: atp6v1b2a
Product: ATPase, H+ transporting, lysosomal, V1 subunit B, member a
Biological process (GO): vacuolar acidification; ATP metabolic process; proton transmembrane transport
Cellular component (GO): proton-transporting V-type ATPase, V1 domain
Molecular function (GO): proton-transporting ATPase activity, rotational mechanism; ATP binding
Source: RefSeq, marked provisional